Messenger RNA from Anopheles gambiae (African malaria mosquito), 19432 nucleotides. Its product is annotated as patj homolog. The transcript is spliced from 3 exons. Gene Ontology annotation, molecular function: protein binding. NCBI's taxonomy places the organism in Eukaryota, Metazoa, Arthropoda, Insecta, Diptera, Culicidae. Bases 992 to 3604 code for a protein of 870 amino acids. The record is from RefSeq and is a predicted model, not a curated record.
CGCGCCCCGCAGUCGGGAAAUGGGGAAAACCGAAUUUGCGGGGUGCAGGGUUAGAUCAAUCGAAGCUUGCCCACAGUACGGUUGCCUUCGCGUUCGCGUUCUCGUUGCGCUCGUUCUCGUUUUGUUUGUUGUUUGUAACACUCGCUGGUCGGUGCGGAAGGGUAGUGUACGGAGGACUCGUGUAGUGUGUGUAGCCGAAAGUAAUAAAUAAAAAAGAUAAAAGCGCUCCCACUCCUCCUUCGAGCGACACCAAUCAACUCCAAAAUCAAACUCAACACACACACACACACACGGCCGGCUUGGUUUGGGGCAGCCUCGAAGCGGCCCGACCAUGGCAAGGAUACCGGGACGCUUGUUGCAGCGGUGCAGCCCACGAUGGAACGCUUGGAACGGGUGCGAGUGACCGGCUUAGGACGUUGCCACGCCAUCUGAUCUCCCUGUGGCACAGCGAGUGUGGCGCCGUGUGGCCUCGUGCGUCGUCAGCGACACAGCACCAUCAUUAACGUAUGUUUGUGUGUGUGUGUGUGAAUGUGUGAACGGUGUCCAAAAAAAAGACACAAAAAACGGUGGCCCAAGUACAGCAGUGAAGGAAAAAAAAUCGAAAUUAAAGUCCCAUCAGUCGCCUGAAGAGAGAGAGAGAGGUUGGGCCCCACGCCCGUUGUUCCUCGGUAGUGUUAUCGUUUCGGGCUCAAAGUAAACAAGUGUGGCAGGAGAGGGCAGCAACAAAAGCAAAAAGUAAAAAAGUGUCACAAAUUGUGUAAACCGAAGAAGAAAAAAAACACACACACACAUUAAGGACACCGGAUUGGAUUGUGACCGCACUUUCAACCAUUGCAGGACAUUCGACGCGCGGGUUGGCGAAUUAUGAACAUCCGAACGGGGCACCAGCAGCAGCAGCAGCAGUACUUACCGCAGUCACAGCCCCAGCCAGGACGCCGACAGGGUCCGGAACGCGACGAGCAGGAGGACGACGACGCUGCGUGCUAGUGCGAUGGUGCUCAGCACGGAGUGGUCCCAGGUGGAGAUCAUCGACCUGAUCAACGAUGGCAACGGGCUCGGCUUCAUGCUGGUCGGGGGCCGCAGCACCGGCGUCGUGAUCAAGGCGCUCAUACCGGGAUCGGUGGCCGAGCGGGACGGCCGGCUGCAGAGCGGCGACCACGUGCUGCAGAUCGGGGACGUGAACCUGCGCGGCUUCAGCUCGGAGCAGGUCGCGACCGUGCUGCGCCAGUCCGGCCAGCAGGUGCGCCUGAUCGUGGCCCGGCCGGUCGAGCCGACCUCGCCCGACUACCAGGCGCUGGCCAGCCAUGCGCCCAUCAUCCCGACCAAGAUGCUCACCGAUCCGGACGAGCUCGACCGGACGCUGCUGCAAACGUCCGGCUACACGUCCGGUGCCUUCCUGCAGCCGGCCGGCCCCGGCACGCUCGGUACGCUCGGGCUGCUGGCGGCUGCGGCGGCGGCGACCCCGACCAACACUGGCCAGCCGGACGGGGUGGGGCUCUGUCCCACCCACAUCGAGGUGGUCGCGGUAAACAACAACAGUCUGAACGGCGGCGGCGGCCCGCUCGACACGCCCAACGGUGGCCCGCUGGCGCUCAUCUCACCCACCUCGAUCGCGCUGCCCGCCCUGCCCCCGCACGCACUGCACUGUCCGGCGGCCCUGCUAGCGGAGGCGGGCGUCGACGGGCUGCCGCUGGAGGUGGUCGGGCCGCUGCCGCCCGCCCCGCUCGGUACGCCCCAGUCGCCCCAGUCGGUGUGCGGCGGCGGCGGUGGCGGCGGCCCGCCCGACACGCCCGAAACGGAAACGUACGAGGUGGAGCUGCGCAAGAACGUGUACGGGCUCGGCAUCACGGUCGCGGGGUACGUCUGCGAGGAGGAGGACCUGUCCGGCAUCUUCGUGAAGAGCAUCAUCGAGGGCAGCGCGGCCGAGAUGAGCGGCAAGAUCGCCAUCAACGACCGGAUCGUGGCGGUCGACCAUCGGUCGCUGGCGGGCGUCACCAACCACCAGGCGGUCGAGAUACUGCGCAACACGGACAUUGCGGUGCGGCUGACGCUGGAGCGGUUUCUGCGCGGCCGCAAGUACGAGCAUCUGCAGGUGGCCCUCAUCGACCCGAUGGUGCCGAUGGCGCCGGGCAGCGGGCAGUGCGGCGGGCCGCCCGGCGGUGGCGUUGCGGCGGCGUGCCACGGCGAGCGGGCGGGCCGCAGCAACGGUACGGCGCACCAAGCGGGCCGGACGGGCAGCGGGGGCGACCUGGUGGGCAUGGUGCUGUCCCACUCGCAGACCCUGUCGCACUGUGCGUCCCAGUGCCAGUCGCAGCGCUGCUCGAUCGUCCAGUCGCCGUCGGCGACGACGCUCUCCAUCUGUCCGGCCCGGUCCGACGCCGACUCGAUACUGACCGAGUGCGGGGGGUACGAGUGUGGCGGCAUCGAGCCGGAGCUCGAGUCGGGCACGACGUUCGAUUCGAGCGUGUUCGCGCUGGAAAACGGGACCGAGGUGGCGUCCGGCGACGAGCUGCUCCUGCUAGACGACGAACCGCACGCCGAGCUGGAGCAGGAGGAGGAGGAGGAGGAGGAGGAGGAGGAGGAGGAGGAUGGGGAGGAGCUGCCAGGAGCGCGGUACGCGAACGGGACGAUGGGUUUGCCGCCGGCGCCGCCGCCGCCACCGCCGAUCCGCACCUCACCCCCGACCGGCGACAGUGACAGCUGUGAUACGCGAACGGCGCGCGGCCGCAGCGCAGGCGACGAACCCGGCGACCCGACCGUGCAGCGGUGGUCGCGCGAGGUCCCGCACAGCCAGAUCGUGGUGGCGGACAUCCGCAAGCUGGCCGGGCUCGGCAUCAGCCUGGAGGGCACGGUCGAGGUGGAGGGCGGGGUCGAGGUGCGGCCGCACCACUACAUCCGCUCGAUCCUGGAGGACGGGCCGGUCGGGCGGGACGGCCAGCUGAAGCCGGGCGACGAGCUGCUGCAGGUGAACGAGCACCGGCUGCAGGGGCUGAAGCACAUCGAGGUGGUGAAGAUACUGAAGGAGCUGCCGGCCCAGGUCCGCGUCAUCUGUGCGCGGGGCAGCUCGCCCCCGACUGUGAUCAACACGUCGCGCAACGCGGAAGCGUUCGAGGCGCGCAGCCUGCUGGCGGGCGGGCUGCAGAGCCUGCAGAGCCUGCAGGGCAUCCUCACGAAGGCGCAGUCGGAGAGCUCGCUCUACACGUCCAGCACGGCCACGCUCACCGACCAGCAGCGGUCGAAAUCGGUCGAGCAGGUGUCCGGGCUGGCGCUCUGGACGCACGAGGUGCUCUACUGCGACAUCGAGAAGACGGAGCGGGGCUUCGGCUUCUCCAUACUGGACUACCAGGAUCCGCUCGACACGGACGGCACGGUGAUUGUGGUGCGCGGGCUCAUACCGGGCGGGUCGGCCGAGACGACCAACUUCAUCUUUCCCGGCGACCGGCUCGUCUCGGUCAACGGGCACAGCCUGCAGAACGCGACGCUCGACCAGGCGGUCAGCAUACUCAAGGGCAUACCGCUCGGGCCGGCCCGGAUCGGGCUGUGCCGGCCGCUCUCCACCUCCGACAACAACCUUUCCUCCACGCCGGAAACGCCGACCACCUAGCGCGGGCAGUGGCGCGAGUGCGGCCGCCCGUACGGAGACAGCUGGCCGCAGACGCCCACAUUCUUCCAUUAGCUUCAUGGUGACCACCCCGUCCCCGGGUCGGAGGCGUAGCGGCCAUGAGGUGUGCGUAGCGUGUGCGUUCAAUCAAGCGUGCCUUUUCGGUGGGCAAAUGAAGGCCUUCGACAUUGUGCAGGGGCGGCAACCGCUGUACAGUGACUACUUCAUCGUGCCAUCUUGGUUUUGCCUUAGGAAGGCCUCCGCACCAAGUCCUGCUCGUUCGCCGAUGCUAAUUUAUGUCUCCAUCAAUAUUCAUUUUCCCCUCUUUCCCCCCCGCCCCCCCCUUCCGUCCUUUCACAAAGUUCGCCCACCUCCCGGGGCGGCCGUCGGGGGCUGAUUGGGAUGAUUUAUGCGAGCAACGUCACGACUUUUAACAUCCAGCGGGCGCGUCCAUCGUUCGGUAUGCGACAUUUUUCGCCGCCACGCUCCAAGCGAUGGUUUGAAGGUCGCGCAGGACUUUGGGCAGCCCUGCGAUGCAGCCCAGCGGUGGAAAACAUUAAACUAUUGCCAGUGUGCCUGCUGCCAAGGAACGCGAACAAAAAAGCUUUCCGAAUUGGUUGUCCCAAAGAACGAUGGCGUAACAUGAUCGAAGUACAACGCUAGCGGACUCCAAAGCCAAACCGGUCCCGAAAAGACCUGGCGGAACCUGAGUGCUGCCCGGUGCCGCUCCGAUCCGAUUAUAAAUCAAGUGGAAGCUUCCACUCCGCCGUUUAGGGCGCAAUAAUUUGUUGACACAGAACAAAAACCCGGCACUUUCCCAGCUGCGACAGGACACAUCCCAUGACCCGUGACGGUUACGGCGAGGUACGGCAUUGGGGCUAGGUUGGGAGUAUUUUUGGCGAAGGUAAAAAGGACCCGUGGUUGCCUGCUUCCCCCACACCGGAAGGUCAUUAAUUUAAGCGGUAUUAAAUUUACAGCCCUUCUGGACCGUGGGGGUGACAUUGUGGUCCGGGGGAUUUGUGCGAUAAAUCGAACCGUCGCAGGGUUCUCCCCCCACCGCCACCAACUACAGCCGCACAAACUUUCCCGCUUUGCCCCGGGUCAGCGCUCGUUGCUGCGCUGGGCUGGCUUUUGGGAAGGAAAAUGAAAUUCAAUUAUCAUCUAAUGUCAACAAUAAAUAACCUUCACUAUCUAGUGACGCGCUUUCACCUUUUUUGGGGGCAUGGGAAGGCGCACCGAGCUGUGGCGCUUCCAAAGAAAAAAAAAACAACCUCCACCCCGCAGAUGGGGAAAGCGCCGAAACUAUUGCACGAGCCGUGCUGGGUUGUUCUUCCAUUCCCCUGGGCGGGUUUCGCACAUCAUGCCGUAGAACCGUAGCUCGCUGCGGCCCUCUACAGGGUGUGGAGGUGAAAAAGUUUGGAAAGCUUUAACCUUCAACCGCUUGGGACAGUUUUGGAGAAUGUUGUCACUGUGUUUGAUUACUUGAAAAGAUAGCAAACAUGAUACAAAACAGUGAUUUUUUUUUACUUCAUUUUGGUUAAAGUAUGCGCCAAAGAAACCACUACUAGUUUGCUUUAUGUCCAAAAGGUUUUGUUUGAACUUUUGUGAGAAGCUGAAAUGUGUUUAGACCCAAAAAAUAUUCUUCUGGAUAGUCCUUACGGGGAGAAACUACGAUGCAAUGGAACGCCCGUUGCAAGUGGGCCAAUUCAAUUCAAAGUAUUCCAUCAAGACACUCCCAACGGACUUUGUUCUUGAUCUAAUUCUAAGGUUUUUCGAAACAAACUUCAAAAAAGAUCUUUGGAGAAAGAAAGUACACAUGGUUAUACUAUUGUUCGGAUGCAUUACAGGUCAACCUCAAUGUUAGGCUCUAUACCAAAAAAUUUAGUUAGUUCCGGACAAGAUGAGGUAUAGCAUUUCCAACGAAAUAUCUUAUAGUGUGUGGGAGAUAUCAACGUACUUAUCAAUGUUCAGAAUAUCCAAAUGAUUCCGUGAGUAUUAUAUAGUUAAGUCUUGACCAAAACGUUGUCCUACUAUUGGAUGGAGCAUCCAAGUACAUAUGACAUUGGAUGUAGCAUUCAAAUGAACAUCAAAUUCAACUACAUGAUGGGUUUUGAUGUCCUCUGGUAGAUGAUGAUGUCUUUAGGAUGCCCAUAAUGUUAGGAUGUUUAGGACAUAUUUUAAAGAUAUGGGUCCUGUAAUACAUACUACCCUGAGAGCUUCGUUUCACGGCAUGCUCUAGCUCCUGACGUCCUCUCGAGGCUACUGUGAGUGAAGAUAUCAACUAAAUUGAUGUUAGAAAGAUGCUAUUAUUACCUUGAGCAAUGAAAACUAGAAUUUGAAGCAAAUUCUCUGCAUCACCCUGUAAUUUCUUCCCAAAACAAAUCCCCUCGCAUCUACCCGCCCUGCCACGGAAGCCCGCUAUUGUGACGUGCUUUAAUGCUUCGGGUCAUCGACGAAGAUAAACAUCAACCCCUGGUAAUGUGUUCCGCGUCUUCGAAACUUGAGCCCAGCCCCUGUCCUGUCCCAUUGCCACGACCCGCCCAGGACACGCUCAAUCAUACGCCAUCCAUCAAGCGCCGGUGUUUGUGCUUCCCAUUCCCCCCCAUCCUUUGACAACUACUGGAGGAUGCUGGAGGGCAACACCUCAUUGUGCGCGAUGAGUGAUGAGAGCGUGCUGGUACGAAAUUAGAUAGGGUAAAGAUAGUGGGGAGUUCUGAUGCUUUGCUGCGACAGCUUCCAAGCACGCCCGGCCCAUUGUUGUGUGCGGCAGUGCGGCACGGUCAGCGGGCGGCAAAACUGUCGCAGAAUCCGUGUCGCUGCCGCCUCCACGCCAGUGUCCGUGCCCCUCCCCACUGCGGAAGGUUGUAAAUUAAGUCAUACUGCACGUACUUGUACAGCCCUCGAACACACACACUCGCGCGCGCGCGCCACACGGAGCCUUCUCUUUACAUCUUCGUAAGGUACACUCGUCCGUAGCUCGCGGUGUGAUGAAAACUUCCCUCGCACUUUUCCCCACAAGCAUGCACGGUGAUCGAUGAGUGUUGUCGAGGUGGCGGAAAUUCGUUACGCAAACGCUCCAGUGCGCCACCAGCGGGCCCGGAGACUUGCGUGCUUGCAUAACGUGCUCAAGAAUGUUGGAUGUUCGACGUGCAUAAAAAAAAGAGUGAAGAUUGCACAACUUCGAAGUGGAGCAUCGGGGCACCGACGGUUCAAGUGCGCAGGAAGCACCUGCCCCCGUCAGGUAGGCAGGGUUGAGAGCCUGGUUCUUUUUAAAGAACAUUUCUAGCCUUUGGAAGCGCACCAAAUUAAGGCAAAACCACACGGUUGUUGCUAGCCGAAAAGACCCGAACCUACGUAGUGCCAAUGCGUGUGUCAUUUGACAGUUCGGCAAUGGUGGCCCGCCGUGCAACAACCUCCAGAUCGCAUGCACAUCCAUAUCUUCGCUGGGCGUUCGCGUCUCGCUGGAGUUGUCCGACUGCUCCCGUGUGUAUUUACCGCUAGCACACGCACACAGUGGGGUAGUGGAGUUGAACACACACACAAAAAAAAAAACAAGACUUCAGGAAGUGUGGAGUGUGUGCUUGUGUGCAUAAAUUCCGCACCAAUUUCCGUGCCGUUGCGUGCGGAACAAAGUGGGCAGAAUUGUGCCUUCCCUUCCUAUCAACCUGAUCCGAAAACCCAUCGCAAAACUGCCCCUUCCCACACACACACGCACGCAGAUAGGGUGUAGCGGAAGUGCCUCUUCCUGUCCCGCCCGCUUCAGGUUUCGGUAAUAAUGCUAGGCCCACAAACUGAAAGGGGCACCUCUGGGUUGGACGCUUUGCAGCCCAUUAGUGGAAGUGAAAGUGUAGACCUUUUUCUGCCAGUCCCUCCGUUUUUAUCGGACGCACCCUGGCCCAGGCAUCGCCGCUUGCGUUUCUUAGCAGUAGAGCAACUACAGACCGUUGGAGGGGGUUUGGAGGAAAAAAAAAAACAGCGAUACACCAACAUCCAGAGAUGCCGCUUUCACUCUCCCCCCGGAAGAUGUUGGGCCCUAAAAACUGAAUGCGCCCGCCAAGAAGGUAUUGGGCGCCCUAGAACCUACCCGUGCGGAAAGCGUUGAAAGGCGGGUUUUUUGGGAGUUUGGGCAUGAGGGAGAAGACAAAAAAAAGGUAAUUCAACACACACACACACACAACCACACGCACGUGCACCUGUUUGUUCGGAUAAACGAAAAGCUGAGUAUUUCCCAGCUCCGAUUACAUCCCCAUGCCAAGGGGUGUUUGGGGCGUCGCAGUGUUGGAGCUGUAGCGGAUUGGAUGAGGUUUGGAGAUCCCCGGGAGCGGGUAGGGUGGUAGCACAUUCGGGUAAAAGUUGCCAAAAACUUUGCACACACACACACCCACACACACACUCGCUUUUGCCGGGUGCGCUGUGGAAGAACAAACGUGUUCGACAGUAAGCUCAUCAAUGUGUCUGUAUGUCUGUGCCUGUGUGUAAGUCCAUCAGGAGGAGGUUGGAAAACUCGCACACGGCAAAGUGACAAGUUGCUGCUGGCAGGUUUGCAAACUGCACGCGCGAACAUUACUCCAACGCCCCAAAAGUAAAACUUCAACUGUUCCAUGAGGCUGGGCGAUGGCUGGAGCAGUGCAGUUAAAGGUGGCGAUCGGUGUCCUUCAUUUACAGGGUUUUCCAGGAGUUCUCAUAGCUGUGGGACACAUUAUUGACUCUUUCUUAUUGGAAGUGAACUUUAUAUGCUGGAAAUUGGACUCUAUGGCAACCUUUUUGGACAGGCUCCUUGGAAAUUCCUAUUGGAUUUGUCCAACAAGAGUGCUAUAGAGUCCAAUUUCCAUCAUAUCAAGUUCACUUCCCAUAAGAGUUCAGAAAUUGUCCCACAACUAUGAGAACCCCCGGAAGCCCCUGUAAAGCCGCUCCUUUGCGUGAUAUCCUACCCCCUCCCAAGAACAUGAAGCUCCUACAGGGCAGCAAGCAGCGCUCCUUGCAACCGGGUAAAGUUCCAAACCCAACACAAAAAGCUGACAAAAGGGCCACCCCGCCCCGAGGGAAGCAAAUAAGCAAACAGUCGUAAGUCGUGCGUCUUCUCCCCCUCCCCCCCCCCCCCCCUCCACACCCUUUUUCUGGUGGCACUUUGGUCUUUGGCGGUGACCGCUCUACAGUCUACAGCAAGCGGCUACCGCAGCACACGGGUUUGCAUUCGGACUUUAAAUGUCUCCAAAUGGGGUGGGUUUCCCCUCCCCCCCCCCCUCAAAAAGGACGUCUUCUGUGUGGGUGUGUGGAGGCUUCCGUUUGUUCUCAAGAAACUCCACCCUCAUCCCUCACAUCUCGUAAGAUAAGCAUCGCUAGAAGCGUGUACACUCGCCCGGAAGAUGUGGUGAAACUCUUUAAACAACUUUUAAAAUAACGCAACAAAGCCUCAUGCUGUGGGCCACUGCCGGCUGCCUCACGUCCACAAACAACCCCCUUCCCCGCACAGCGUGCCUCAGCCCUGCCCCGAAGGCGUGUGGUUUGACUGAGAUAUGUACCAUUAUGGAUGAGCAUGAUGCACAUCAUUGCCCGCUUUCGGUGCGGGGAGUCAGUUAGAGCGCCCGCCACUGCUCCAGGAUUAAGCUACUUCGGGGACACUCCCCUCGGUGGGUGAGGGGAAGCCGCUUGGCACGUCACCGACGAUGGCGGGUGUGCGGGAAUUGACAUAUUUAUUUUAUACGCCACAGAGAACAGUGCCGCGCGCAACCAGCCGCGUGUGUACUGUCGUCCCUUGCCGGAACACGGCAUUACGCAACAGUUUACACUAACUUUUCAUUUUGGGGAGACACACAAACACACACACAGAGGUGGUGGAAGGUUUCCAACGGUUCGGUGCCACUGUCUUGUCUGGCCGGUGCUUGGCAGCCGCACGCGGCAGCCCACUGUUGCUCGUUGUUUUUCGGUGUAAACGUCCACGGGGCAGGGCCGUUUGUUUGCAAUUUUGGCUGCUGGAGGGAGCCUAGCGCACCCGCACCCAACGGACGUACAUUCGCCAGCACCCCCCCCCCUCCCCCCCCAGUACAACCGGCACUGGCAGGCAAACAACGCCAAAAGAAGAAAAAAAGGACUUCCACACUUUACAACUGGCGAAGGCCACUGGCUUUGCCACUGCGCUGUACCGCAACUUGUUGGACUGGCUGUGCGAAGGGAGAAGGGAGGGCUUUGGGAGGGGAGGCAGCAAUUUGUGGGCAAGUCAGCAUUUAUUCUGGCGCAAUAAAUUCCCCGCACGGGCAGGCGCGAAUUUCGUGGAUGGAGCAGCCUGGUGGUUUUUCGGAGUGGUACCGUGGUACCGUUUUUUAACGAUCGUAUUGGCUGUUCGCAAUCACAUUACGUAGAAUAUGUUACUGAGCGAGUGCGGGAAGGGGAAUUGAGAUGGGGGGGGGGGGGGGAGGGGAGGUGAGUAGAAGCGGAAUGCACAAGAUCCUCCAUUUGAAAACGGGAAGGGCGCCAUCUGCGCGUGGGUUGCGUGCACGGUGGAGCACGGUUACAAACUGCGCCAUCAUCAGGCUCGCAAGCUGUCGACGGUUUAUUUCACACACACCCACACACUCACACACAUGUAUAGAGCUUGCCAAAAAUGCUUCUGCAGUGGGGCACGGGCAAAUCGUAUCAAUUAUUUCGCAUUGCGCGUAUUCCGGAUGGAAUGAUUACAGCAAAGCAACAAGAAAACGGCAACCGAUGGGGAAAUAGAAAACAAACAAACAAAACAAAACGACAGCGCCAACGGUCCAUUCUCGCAUCCGGAUCUCGGUGGGUGUCGAGGGAUCUGGAAUGAAAUCAAACACAUACACACACACACACACACACACACACACACACACACACACACACACACACACACACACACACACACACACAAAACCAUGCAUCGCAUUAUGCUGUGAUGAAAUCCUACCGAAGCAGUAGCGGGCCCUUUGUUUCGAGCGGUGGCAAUGUAGCAGAAGCAAUCCCGUGUCUCCUUUCCCGACCCCGGCGCCCGGGCUCACUGUUACCUAGGGCAGCUAGGGAAGCUGCUAGCUCCAACUCCACCCGCCCGUGACAUAGUAUAAUCCCAAAAACUGACACACAAACACACACAGACCCACAGACAACGGCACACAUUCGUGCUCAUUUUCCCGAAAAACCUGCUCCAUCAUUUGUGGCAAAGGUGUUAAAAAAUUCAACAACCGUCCGGAAAAAUAUACAAACAACAAAAAAAACACACACACACACACACAAACACUCAUAGUUUGCUGGUGAAGCGGAGCGAGCGUGGUAUAAAAAGGGCCAGGUGGAGACAGAGUAACAGAGUAACAACAAAGCAGUCCAAUGUAGAACCAGCAAAAAAGGGGGGAAAAAACCUCACUAUCAGUCCUUUCUCCGAUGUUCCAUCUGUGCGCAAUGGGUGAAACAUAUACGAAUAGUAUUGGGAGUAUUAAAAAGUUUGUAGCGUUUUUUUUUUAUCCAGCUUGGACGUGUUCAGUGAUUAACGAGUUGGGUUAGAAUUGGUUUGAAUGGUUUGAAACUAUUUUCCAUCGUUUUUUCACUAUUCCCUAUUCCCUAUCCUUUUUUGACUUCUUUGUAAUUUGGGAACUGCUGAUUAUGCAGAAGGAUGCUCGAACAACCGGAACAAGCACUAGUCCGAAGAAGCCGAAUGUCUGGGCUUCGCAGCAAGCGGGAAAGAACUUCACAUUCGUCUGUAGACGUCAGAUCACAUGGAAUUGUAAUCGAUGGGAAUUGAUUUCUGAGCUACUCCAGGUGUCUUGGAGAGAUGUAUUUGUACAGGAUCGCCUUCAGAAUUUGCCUCUUGUUGUCCUGCAAUUUCUGUGAUGCUCUGGAAGCUUUGCUGUCUACGGCCUGGAAGGUACUGCGCUUUCUUCAAAACGAAAUUGCCUCUUUUAAACCGUACGAACGGACUUCAACUUGGAUAUGAUUACUCAUAUUAAUGUCAAUAAUGAAGCAGAAUUCUUUGGCAAAAAAAAAAAACAAACUAUUCGUCACGAAUGUUGCCCUGUGUUUGGAACUUGCAAUGUUGUAUUCAUUGUUGCAGAACGAUAGUGGUGUGGCAAACAAAGCCAAAAAAAAAUGGUACAUUAGCGUUGGAGCGAGUGUUCCUUUCUGACUAAACACAAAGCUGCGAACUUACUGUUACGCCUAACAAAUCAACGCCUCCGCCGAUCAUUCUGCGUAUUGCUCGCUGUCUACUUCUUUGUUGUUUUCCGUUGCCAACGCUUUGCGAUAGACAAGACGAAACAAAAUCGCGUCCUUUGCGCCCACCAUUAACCGCGAGCUCGUUCCGGUGGCUUCCGCCAUUGAGUUUCGCCAUCCUUUUGUUGUGCACCACGCGCCUACCCGUGCGUUUUGUACGCGAGUGUGUGUGUGUGUGUGUGUGUGUGUUCCAAGCCAACCGAGCAAACCGACAUUCGUCCUGUCAGCCAGCCGUCAGCCGCCGGGUAAAAGCCAUGCCCGCCUACACCCCCGGUACAAAGGCACACACCAAGUCCAUGACCAGCGCAAAUAGCACGCCGCCAACAUUCGCAAACAAUCGCUUUUGGCGGCUGCUGGGAAGCCUUCCGCUGCUGUAUGUUUGUGUGUGUGUUUUUAUUAUUAACGCCCCACACGCCCGGGUUGGCUCACGGUUCACCGCUCACACCGGCAAUGGAUGGUCUGCAGGGCAUGACUCGGAACAAUGGUGAUACAAUGGUGGAUAAUCCUCAGAAACGCUCGAACCAGAUGGGCCAACAAUGUCCGGCGCUGGAGUUGAAGGGUUCCUAGGAGCAGGAGCUUCAGCAGAACUACAGGGGAAAGGGUAGGCAGUGCGGAGGGUCGUGUGCUGAGUCACGAAUUUUUCACUAAGUGAAAGCUUACACAAGAGAAAACGGCGGGCAAAUGUCGGCUAAUGGUGCUUGCAAGCGUGUGCCGCUCACGAAUCCGGCUCGAAGGACCAAACAGCAUCUUCCAGCUGGAGCGAAACAGAAGUGGCGAAUGUAAAUCGAUCGGCGGAGGCUUGCUGAGAAUCCUGCAAAUCGUGCCGAAUGCAAGACACCCCCUGUUUAGCUUAAUUGCUUAUGCAUACUUCAAAUUCCUGCAAUUUGAAGGCUGUGUGUGUGUGUUUGUGUUUUCUUUCGCCAUCUGGUUGCCUUCCACGCGGUAGCUACUGGUUUUGCAAACUCCUUAUUGACGUCAUUCAAGCGAAAUCCACUAGAACGGAUAGAAAUAGGCAUUCCGGGAAGGGCUGGUCCGCAGAAAGUAGUGAGUGAGACAGAGAUAAAGAGUGCCACCAUUACUCUACAAUACUCCUCCCCGCCCCUUCAUUGAUUGGAACGAAAAACUGGGAAUCGCUUAAAUUGACUUCAACGUCAUGCAACCUAUUUUUUUUGUUGCUGCUUUGUACACUCACUCAUACCGAGAAGAUGCAAAAUUUGAAUAAAAUUCACGAACGUUCCUUUGUACCUUGUAGCAGUGAAACACACGGCGCAACAUAGCCCGAAAGGCUGCGAACAUGAUAUUUUUGGUGCGGGAGGACGGCCAGUUGCGCGAGGCAAACGGCCGGAACUACGCAACGCCACUGCCUGAAACGCACCGCGAUUGCCGCGAUACAGGCGCUUUUUUUUCUUCGCUUUCGCCCCUGUUGCGCUGCCUCGCACCACCGAUGCUGAUAUUGAUCAAUCAGAAAGCAUCUGGCCGAUUUGCGAAAACAGAGCAGGGAACCGCCUAAAUGGAACCGCGGGAUGGAACACAUUACCCAUCCCCCCUUUUCCCUUCGCUACUCUUCCCCUUUAGCGAUAUCCAUUCGCAGUUUCAUCCGCUUGCUUACUGGAGCUGUCCUAGUUUGUGCGUGGGUGUGUGAUUUCUUUCUUUUUUUUUUUCGACCACCGUGUCCCUUUUUGCUUCCUCCCAAACUCACCUGCCCCUUAUCGUCUGGCCGCACCCGGGCUGCAAGAAGUAAUCGAUACGCGAGAUGUUUAUUUUCGAUUUUUAUUGUCAGCAUCGGCCGUCGUUAUUUCGUACGCUUUUUGCACCCUCCUUUCUCUACCCCCCCCCCCCCCUCCGCCUCCAUAGAAUUGGUUAAUCUUUCUUCAUCCGAUUGCUUGACGAAUCGGUCAGUACGAAAGUGCCACGAGAAACGAAACAUAAGAAACAGCACCAGCAAAACUAUUACGCGUUUGGUCCUUCGAACCGGAUUCGCAAUACGCAAGCGGGCUCGUAGCCGCGCAGAGCGUGAACGGGUGAAAGAUCAAUACACACAUAAACCAAAAUUCCUUUUGGGCUGCGUAAUGGCAUGCGAAAUGUUCAUUGUUUUGUGAUCGUUUUUCUUUUUUUUUUUGCUUUCUUUGCGUAUUCUUUUCUCAUCUUGCGGGGCGGUAAAACUCAAAACUCACGCAGGGAGAAAGACAUUUCAGUGCACUGAAAUACAUUGUGUCACCGUGCUGGGAUUUUUUUCCCCCUUUUUACGCUCCGUUUUUACUGGCAAGUUAAAUGUUUUCUUAAUACUCAUUCUUGUUUCAUCGCCUGGGCACUAACGCAAAAUAGAAAAAAAAAAACGAAUCAUUUAGCCGCUCAGCCAUGAAAUCGAAAAACGGUGCUCGGCACCAUUUUGCUCACACUUGGCACACCUUUUCCCGGCACGGAGGAUCCAUUUUUGUUGUUUGGUUUGGUUUGUCCUCAGCUCAUCGAAAUGAAAUUAUGGUGUUCCCAUGUUGUUUUGGCAGUCAACGCGCCGUUGUUGCUGGCAAACUGCUGCCAAUUAAAAUUUGCCAUCGAUUUUCCGCGCUACGGCGCCUGGCCCUUGACAUUCGCACACCGCGCACAUAGAUGAAGAUGGCUGGUAGAAGGCAGCGCGGUAGAUGAGUCCCUGUGCCGUAAUUCCCUCGCAUGUUGACCUGGUUUUCGCCCCCUUGUUUUUGGGCCCCCCGUGUGAAGGAAAUUUCCCUACAAGCGUACUCCUUCUGUGAGUCUCCACUCCAUUUUCCCCUGAUUUUUUGUUGUUAUUUUCUGUCCCUGAUUUAGUGUUGUUUGUACAGCAAAUCAAGCAGCUUGAUUGAACGCACGACCCACGUUGCGAGAGCGUUAGGAUGGAUAAAUAAUAAUUAGAGAACAAUAAUGAUCGAGCCUUGGUGUCGGGUUCAUGCACGCUGCAAGGGAAAGUAGAGCAAAACAGAAAGAUGUUCUCUCAGGGUAAACGCCCCGUGAACAUUUAAAAGUUGAAACGGACUUAAAAAUAAAAAAAACAAACAAAACUAGAUUGAAAAUAAAAUUGCAAAAUUAAACCAAACUAACCGUGCAUAAACAAAGUAGUUCAAAGGUGCAAAUCCUGAAGCAAGUUGGAACAAUCGAAACGAAAAAGAAGAAGAAAAACAACCGAAAGUUUUCCACCAGUCUAGGCGAAUAGUGAAACCAAUUCCUAACCAAGGUGUAAUAGAUGUUAAAGCAUCCGUUGUUUUUUUUUUUGUUUUCAUAAUAUCAUAUUUAUAUCUUCCUAAAACGAGACUAGCAGCGGCCUUUGGCAGAUACAAAAAGGAAAAGAAAAAUAAAACACACACAGAGAGAACAUAAAGCAACACGUUAAUGCAAAAGUUUAGGGAAAGGCUUUCCCUCGAUGGAAAGGUACAAAGUCAAAGCGCACAGGGGGGGGAGGUAGAGUGCGAUAGAGGGCGUUAUUAGCAAAAAAAAUGGAGAACGCAAGUAGCAGUUUUGCUUUCUCGGCACCAAUGGGCACAACACUUGGGAACCGUUCUGUAUUCGUAGAUACUACUACUCUCCCAACUACACUGUGACGAUCUUAAGUAAGUAGGACUAAGGAUUAAGCAUUUGCAAACUAAUCACGUGCGUGAUGGGUAAGUGUGUGUGUAAGUAACUGUUUUAUCGAAAUUAUUAGGAAACAAAUCGAAACCGGGUGCUGGGGAGGUCAGACGAGAGAUCCAAAGGCUUUGCUUCCUGCAGGAAAGAUCAGAAAAAUAGAGAAAUAGCGAGAGAGAGAGAGAGAGAUGGAGAGAGGAAAAUAUCGCAAAGAGGGAACAAAAAAGGCAUGAUGAGAGAGCAGCGUUAAAUAUGAACCACUAAUAACACUAGCUGAAUAGUUGAAGGACGCUUCUGAAAGGCGAACUGCCAUGUGAAAGGUGCUCGACAAAGCGCCGAAAGUUAUGCAAUCUGCGUAGCAAAACAGUCUAAUUUUGCUGGCUGCCGCACAGCUUGCUUAGCGAGUAGGAGAGGGAAAAGAAAUGGAAGUUCAGCAGCAGCAGCAACAGCAGUGUGAAUAGCGAAAUAGUAACCCGAUAAGCACAAGCUUAGCCACUCUGUUAAAGUCUUUGCCCCGUUUUGUAUCCAACCGAGUGCUCUUGGAGCAUCUUUGUGUACGCUUUUGUUGUGAUUUGUGCAGUGCAAAACUACUAACUACGUCGUUUUAGGAUAGGUUAUAACCAAGCCCAGUUUGCUGUUUAGUACCUUCCGGUGCGUUGUCCCGCUGUGUGGCUCGCACUUGCCGCCUGUUACUGCUGUCGCUCAACCACAGAGAAGAGCAUUGAGCAGCCCCUGUGCAAUAGUGGACCGUGCACUUAUCUGUCAGAUGGUGUACACUAACAGUGAGGUAACUCCACCUUCUGUUUCUGCUCCUGCUAGUUGCGUGCUUCAUUUUGUAACAUCCUAAAUAUAUUGCAACCGUGCGCAUAAAGCUGGUAUGUGAGGAAAACUGCUCACGAAAAGGCCUUUUUUCUGCUAGUGAACAUUGCUUACGAACAUUCCGCUCUGUACCGAGGUCGAGUGUCAUAUGGGCAACUGCAGCUUCCGCCGGCAGAGGGUUGAAAUGGAAACAGUAUCAGCUAGAGACCAUCAGGUGACAGUGAAAGGAUGUCGCAAACUUUACUGUGAAUGUGUAGCGAAAAGGAAAAUGAUAUGUAGUGGUAACGAUAAAACAAAACAAAUCCACACACACAUACACAAAUUGCCGCAGUACGAGAGCGAAAUUGUAAGUGCGAUCCGGUAAAACACUAGUCAUUUAAUCACUUUCUACCGAGGAGCUAACCUCACUAAGAUGGUGCGACGAAACACGCACAAACGCUUCUAGUGAAUGCAUACAUAGACACUAGCUAAACACACACACACACAUACACACACAUACACAUUAAAUAAAAUCUCAGAGACCAGUAAAUCAGUGCACAAAACACACAACAAUCUUGUGAUAAUCAGUGAGUGUUCGUUAGGAUUGUUUUGUUAUGUUUUAUUUUUUAACGCGAGAAGUAUAGUAAUCGAAUGAACGGUACGACUAGCCUGAGUACAACGUUUCUGUUAGCUUUUGCUUUGCCGUUUAGUUGUUGUAGAAAUAUAUAUAUAUACAUCAUAUACAUAUAUACAUAUGACGGGAUGGGGAGGGAUUGCGUAAAGCGAGAGUUCUAGUUGCUUCGUAUGCGAUGCUACUGCUCAUACUCUUAUCAGCACAUCAGCACACUCAGUUCAGGGUGGUACCGCUGGGCAGGACACUAAGAUAGGACCGCGUCACUACUGGCACGGGAUACUAAUACUAAGCGAAGUGGUCCAUCGCACGGUGUAGGGAGUGUGGCUGUACGCGGUGGGCAGAAAUCGGAUUGACAUAUCACAUCUAACUAAAGAAGCAAAAACACGCAGACACACACACACACACACAUACACACAUACAUACAUCUACGCCAAGCUACUACAAACUCUACUGCGACAGAGUGCGAGUGACAGGUGACGUCAGGGGCUGAGGUAAGAAAGGAAAGAAAGGCAGCCAUGCAAAAAGGGAAUAACCAAUGCAGCACACAGGCUCAUUCUCAAACUAACGAACUAAUGCAACAUGCAUACACAAAUACAGCCUACAUUACGAGUACCAAUUUAAUAAAUGACGCAUGAUAAAAAAAGGAAAAGAAAGAAACCGACACGAAGCGACCGUAAGCAACAUGAAGCUAACAAACGAAACGAACCAAUUUCAUAAUGGAAGUGAAGCCUUUUUGUUGUGCAAACUUAAAUCGAGUUUGUGGAAAAAUGAAUUAAACUGCUUAGCACAGCGACGGGCAGCAAUGCAGGUGCAGUAGGGAGGAAGAAAAACGUUCAUUCGUUUCGCUACCCUUUAUUUAUCAAACACUGAAGUAAAACAGAAAGGUUGCUGUUUCAGUUGCUUGCUGCAAAAUAUUAAAAAUAAAUACUAUAGCUAAGUGCUAAUUUUAUGCAGAAAUUUGUACACAAUGAUACACACCGGCACCGGUAGCAUGGCAAAACAGAAGAAACAAAAACAAAUCAAAGUGGAACAAAUCGCUAUUACCAUUUGCACGGCUCGGUGCAAACAGCAGCAGCGCGUACAUUAUUCCUAACAUAAUAAUCCUUACUCAUACUUUGUAAAAUAAUAGAAAAUGGUCCGAAAACGAGCGAAUCUGUGUUGCUAUAUAAAGAGAAGAGAAAUAAGAAAAAAAAACAAGAUGCAAAAUAAAACACUAAAGUGGAGCAAAAUUUCCACAGGACAGGAGGGGGGGAGGAAACCAAUUUCGAAAGCAAGACAAAACAAACAAAACAAAAACAAUGUGGAUAGCAAAAAUGAGUGAAUCUCGUCGAAUGCUUGUUGCUUAGUUAGGGCACCGGUUUGUUUGUUUCCAGUUUGCCGUUCCAGUUUCAGUUUGGCGAGCGUACCGUGUUUUUUGAACAGAAUAUAUAUAUAUAUAUAUAUCUAUAUACAAAUGUUACUUCCUUUUCCCUUCCACCCACCAGCGGCAGGUGGCAGAAUGUGUGCGCUUGUGAACGAAGCAGAGGAAGCACACACAAAGACACACACACACAUACACAACAAAUUCUCCCAGUAUCGCACUGACGAGUUUUUAGCACCAAACACAUUCGAACCAAGUAGCUGUCGCUGGAACCAAUAGGGAGAAAAAGAAGAGAAAGAAGUGGAAGGUGAUCAUUAAAGGCGUAGGAUACACAGAUAUAUCAUACCUUAAGGCACUUUGAAAAAGAAUGAAUAGUGAAAAAUAGAGAACGAACAGAAUAAACAAAGUUAUUAACAAACAAACGUCACGAACACAAGAGAAGAAAGAAAAAUGCAAGAUAAAAAGUGACAAUGCAGAAUAACGAAAACAAAAAAAAACACAUAAAAGUCGCUUAGGAAGAAAAUUCACACAUCCACACAAACACAAACACGCGCUCUCUCGCUCACACACUCUUGUAAGAGAAAAUAAAGUUGAUAAUAAGAGUUGAUAAUCACCAUAGAUAAAACGUUAGCAACCAAACUUUAAAGGCGAUGAAAAAAUAAACGAAAGAGAGAAUAAUAAAGAGAAAGAUAGAGAGAGAGAGAGAGAGAGAGAGGAGAGCGAGCGAGAGAGAAAGAAUGAUGAAAAAGGGGUAGAGGUCCUGUAGAAAAUGGUAGGAAGAAAGGCGGCCAGUGUUAACACUUCAUUAAAUUCUAUUCAUCUCUAAUACCCUCACAACGAUGUAAACCACACCCCGCUCUCUAUCUCUCUUUCUUACUAAGAUAUAUUACAUAUACAUACUUACACACACACACCUACAUAUACAAGACACUUAUAGGUCUCGGCACCGAAGAUGAUGUAACACUAGCACUUUGUCCUCCUACCCCCGUUAAGCCAACAGCAACAUACAGUAACCUAAACAGAGAAAAAAAAAAUCACACACCUACACACCCACAACACACAGUAACAACCAAAACGCAACAAGAGGAAACAAAAAGACAUCAACAAUUCUAUGCGCAAUUUUGUCCUAGCACGCGGAACGCGUUGCGCGAGCGAAGGUACGCAUGAGGAAAAUUAUAAAAAUAGAUGAAAAUAAGAAUUUAAUUAAAUGGAUCAAAACCAAAUCAAACCGAUCAAA